ACCAAAGAGAGGAAGCAAGAACAGAGUAUAACAAAAAGGAAUCGCAGAAGAACAAAUUAAGAAUGAUGCACACCUGCAGAAAAAUAGGAAAAUCAAGACUUUAUUUCUUGAACCCCAAGUACAAGUUUCUGAUUUGCCUUUCUUCUUUGCUCUCUUUCUCCCUCUCGAUCUCUCCAAUAUUCCUUUUGAGCUUCACCAAUUUUCUCCCCUUCUCCCUCAAUUUUCUCCCUUUUUCGAUCUCCCCUCUCAAAGUCGAAGCUUCCCCUUUUAUACAGAAACAAGGAGAACCCAAACCCUUUUCUAAUUCUAAAUUCUUAUCUCAAUCCCUAAAAUUACAGAUAAUAAUCUAGCCCUAUUAGAAUUUGAAAUUCUAAAACUAAUCUAGUUCUUUGCACAUCUUCCCUCUUUUAAGGCUAGAUUCAUACCUUUAAAAUAUCAGGACUCCCAAUUUGAAUCGACUUCGAAAACUUCCUCUGCGACUCUUGAUAAGGGCUUCAAAUCCGAAAAUCUCUUCUUGUUUUGUUAUGAUCUAUCUAAACUUCAAGAAAAUAUGAAGCUACGGAGAAAGGCAUCUCAAUAUACUUUGGUUAAUGAUGUCCUAUACAAAAGGCCAUACUCAUUCCCCUUCCUUCACUACUUAACCCCAUACAAGGUUGAAUAUGCCUUCCACGAGCCUUGCUCCUUCACGCUCACUGCACCUCUGCACCCUCUGCUUACCGCGAGCCAGCCUUGCUCCACGCCCCCUUGCUUCCGUGACCGAGCCUUGCCUCCUGCACUCUAUGCCCCUGGCUCUUGCGCCCAGCCUUGUUCUACACUCUCCCCUCUGCAUUCCGUGCCUUCUACGCCCAAGAUCCCGUGCCUUCUCCGCCCAGAUCCCGUGCAAUCAUACCCCUACUUCCGGCAAUCAUGCUCCUACACCCCCUAUUGCUACAUCGAACCAGCCCUUGCUGCCUGCGCCCCUAUAUUGUUGCACCGAGCCUACGCCUCCUACACUAUGUGCCCAAUCCCGCGCCCCUACCUCCUGCAUGCUACAGCCAUACAGAAAAAACAACCAAUACCAGACAAAAUUGGCAUCAUUAGUGAUUGAUGGAGCAAGGCUUUUUCAUUUUUAUUUUACUUUGUUGUUUGGGUAUAUAUAUAGAGCAAAAAGUAGAGUACAAGGAGGUCGAUUGUUGAUUUUGGGUUUGGUUUUUGGGAGUUCUCCUUUUUGGUUUUUCUUUGUUGAUUCUUGGGUCCGAUUGGAGAGAGUUUUUCUUGUCUGUUUUUUCUUUUUCUUUUUUUGAGAGAGCAGUAGAGAAAAAAUUCCAAGGAGAAAAGGGAGGUUUCAGGAAGCUAAAAAAUAGAAAAAGGUUUUCUGUGGCGGGCAACGGCAAGAUUGUUGAGCUUCCAGAGGAGUUAUCGGAGAGUUAGCAUCUUCUGGGUUGUAUUCUCUUCAGUAAUUUCUCAUUAGAGGAAUUUUUGGGAAGAGCCGUGAGGGAGAAGAAGGGAGCUUGAUCCCGUGGGUGGGAUCCCUCCCUUUGGAUCUUAAUUUGCUUUUUUUUUUCCAAAAAUUUCGCCUUGUUUGAUUCUGAUUGCAGUAGAUUUUUGCUGUAUUGAAACUGUAUUAGAAGAUGAUAUUAUGAAUGAAAAAAUCAAACAUGU
Messenger RNA from Rubroshorea leprosula, 1641 nucleotides. Lineage: Eukaryota; Viridiplantae; Streptophyta; Magnoliopsida; Malvales; Dipterocarpaceae. The record is from the annotation of a GenBank genome assembly.